AUGACCACCAAGACCUUUCAAUGUCAGCGAUGCCCCAGGGCUUUCGCGCGUCUAGAACACCUCCAACGACAUGACCGCUCGCACACCAAAGAGAAGCCGUAUAUCUGUGUCCAAUGCCCCAAAGCCUUUACACGCAAGGAUCUGCUUGGACGCCAUCAGCGAAUAGCUCAUCAGCCCGAACCUAGCCCUACGGGCCAUCUCGUCCGAUCGCCCGCGUCCACGAGGACGGGCGUGGACGGCUUGGAAACCUUAGCGUCAGUCGUUACUGACCGUGGGCAAUCCAAUCGCCGCCCUACAGCAGGUCAUGUACUGAACGAUGGAUUAUCGGUGCAGCAUCAUCCAGAAACUCCAUCAGCUGGUCCAACCACUCCUACCCCCGGCACUGGCUUCCCUUAUUCCUUGAGCGGGAUCCCUUCGGAUACUGUGUCUACUGACGCACCGACGGGGCAUUUGGAUCGCAACGACUUCACCUCCUUUCUUGAUUCCAUCCCGCUGCCGAGCCACCCAUUCUCACCAACGUUCCAACCACUACCGCUGUUUCCACUACAAUUUGACCCCGUUCCAGAAUAUGAGUUGACGUCCGACAAAGGACCACCCACGGAGACAUCUUCUAAUCCCUCCAGCUCCAUCCUCCCCCGGCAUGGCGCCCACCUGCCUUCUCUCCAACCGGAGGGGUAUCAGACUGCGAGCAAGUGGCGUCAACCAACUGGCUUCAUUCCUGUCACCGCCCAGUGUCGGGAAAACCUCCUAUACCAGUUGAAAGGGUAUUCCAAUGUUGUUCCAAACCCAUCUCUGCCCUCCCGUCAUGCAUUAUCCAGAUGCAUCACCGGCUAUUUCACGGGGUUUCACGACCACUAUCCGAUCCUGCAUAAACCCACUUUCAACAUCGAGGCCAUGAAACCCCCUCUUUUCCUUUCAAUGGCCGCUCUAGGCGCGCGCUACUGCCGCGAACCAGAUACCAGUAUGCGACUAUAUCAAAUCGCCAAGCCCGUCACUCUCGAGCAUGUUCGUCGGCAGUUCUUGACGGGCUCACUCCUUGCAGGGGAUGCAUCGAAUGAUAAAAGCAUGCUAGAGAGCCUUCAGUCUCUUUUGUUUCUCAUAGCAGUUUCCUCCUGGUUCUUAGACAAUCCACCAUACUACGAAGCGCUCUCUAUGCGAAGCACAAUGGGUGCAUUUCUCCGCAAAGGCGGGAUCAAUCGAUUACCCGAAUACGAUGGGACCUGGGCUAGUUGGGUCCACUAUGAAUCAGUCAAGCGGACUAAGCUGGUCGUCUUCGGAUUUUUCAAUAUUCACACCAUUGUUUUCGACCUUCCACCCGUCGUCCUGACCGAGGAGAUCACUAUGGAGCUUCCCUGCCCCGAGCAGGAAUGGGAAGCUCCCCGACCUGACCUGUGGCAAGCGGCCCACGCUUUGUCCGCACUUUUCGACCCUCACAGCGACAUGAUGCGCGUCUCAUCUCUGGGAGGGUACAUCUUGAUCCAUGCACUUCUGCAAGAUAUCUGGGUCAUGACCAAAGCGAGCCGGCUCACGCUCGCUCGCUAUAACCGGCCUGGCUCAUCAAUCGCCUCUGCGCCCGAGCUGGCCCUCUUCGAACAGGCCCUCGAACGAUGGUGUCAGUGCUGGGAGCGUAAUCAGGAAUCCUCGGUCGAUCCGCUGAGCCCUCACGGCCCAUUAUCGUUUACUUCUGCCGCUUUGCUGCGGUUGGCUUAUAUCCGGCUGAACGCCGAUUGCGGCUCAACACGCAAACUCCAGACCUGGGACCCCGUGCAGAUUGCUACGAGCCUGAAGGAUAACCUUUCCGUAGAACGCGGAGACCGUCUGACCCGCGCUGCCCUCCAUUGCGCACACGCGCUGAGUACCCCUGUCAAACUGGGCAUUGGGUAUGUCGCGCACUCACAGGUGGCGCUUUGGUCCAUCCAACACGCGUUGUGCUCACUCGAAUGCGCUGUGGUGCUGGCCAAAUGGCUCGAGGCUGUCACUGGACCCAAUCCAGACCCGCCCCUGACAGAACAAGAGAUUCGUCUCCGUGACUUUGUCCUGGAGAUGGUGAUGGAGGUUCAGCAUGGCGACUCAAGAGAGUGGCUGCUGGCGACUAAUACCCGGCUAAGUGCGGCCGUUGCACGGCUUUGGGCCCGUCUGUUCACGGCGGAUUAUAUCUGGGAGAUGGUGAAUCUUAUUGGGAGGUCUCUGAGUAGCUAUGCAGAUCUCAUGGAGCAAGAUGCUUGA
Penicillium chermesinum is the source of this 2226-nucleotide messenger RNA. Its product is annotated as transcription factor domain-containing protein. Bases 1 to 2226 code for a protein of 741 amino acids. Gene Ontology annotation, molecular function: zinc ion binding; RNA polymerase II cis-regulatory region sequence-specific DNA binding; DNA-binding transcription factor activity, RNA polymerase II-specific. Gene Ontology annotation, cellular component: chromatin. The record is from RefSeq and is a predicted model, not a curated record. The transcript is spliced from 4 exons. NCBI's taxonomy places the organism in Eukaryota, Fungi, Ascomycota, Eurotiomycetes, Eurotiales, Aspergillaceae. Gene Ontology annotation, biological process: DNA-templated transcription; regulation of transcription by RNA polymerase II.